Recurvomyces mirabilis is the source of this 1563-nucleotide messenger RNA. RefSeq lists its product as uncharacterized. Bases 1 to 1563 code for a protein of 520 amino acids. Gene Ontology annotation, molecular function: protein binding. The transcript has 2 exons. The record is from RefSeq and is a predicted model, not a curated record. Lineage: Eukaryota; Fungi; Ascomycota; Dothideomycetes; Mycosphaerellales; Teratosphaeriaceae.
AUGACGCUUCUCGACCUACCAGACGAAUUACUCAUCUGUAUAUCUGAACAGCUAGCAGACUCGAAAGAGGCCUUGCGAGAGCUCAUAUUGGCAUGUCGCCACUUCCAAGCCAUCGUAGAACCAAUACUGUACAGAGACAUCUUCUUCCGAAAGCCGAACGUACUGGCCAGACUGGUUGCUGCUCUCAAAGCUGCCCCGAAUCGUCUCAACAGCAUCCAUAAGCUUGACGCCCGCUGUAAGUUCCAGGAAACCGGACGCACUAGCGCACGUCGAUUGGAGCCGCUCGGCACAAUCUUGAAUACUGCCUGUAACAUCAACGACCUUACUGUCGAGAGUCCUUACUGCAACAAUCGCGACUGGCAAGCCGCGACUAGUUUCAACGGAUGGGAUACGACCUUGCACAGCUGGUUGUGGCCGAUCUUGCAGUCUGGAAAGAUUGCUUCAGGCAGGGAACGAGCUGGUCUGGAUGCGAUGCUGCUACCGAGUGGCGUGAGUCGCGAUCUGCUACCUGGCUUGAAACGUUUAACUCUCCAUCUGAAUGGCGUGGAACGGGAACUCUGGACCGUAGAGCAUGAAGACGCGUUCAUUUUUGCACACCAGACGCUGGAAGAGAUUCACGUCUCGUCCAUUAACAUUCCGGAGCACGCGAUGAACAGUAUCAGGGAAGGAGUUCGAACGCCACUCAAGCGUCUGACGCUUGAUGAAGCAAAUGUGACCAUGCAUGGUCUGCGUUGCAUGCUUGCUAUCCCUAUUGCGUUGGAGUAUCUCUACAUUGGUGAGAACCGCUACUCGCCCGAGGAGACGGCGUUCCCACCGGACCAAGAGUACAACAACCUCUGCAGGAGAAGUGCAGCGGAAGUCGUCGAAGCAUUACGCGUACAAAAGACAUCACUAAAGACCCUAAUCUAUCGUGCUGACGAUGAAGGUGAGUCCGCACCAUUGUCGUCAUAUCAGGGCCCCGACUUCAGCGAAUUCAUUGCCUUGAAAACCAUCUCUUUCACGGGUGAUUGGGGCUGGAUGUCUACAGGCCUGUGUCGUACAGCAACUGCGCCCCCUGGUUUACAGAAUUUGACCUUGGACGAGUUUCCUUUUCUCGAUGUGCUGGAGAGCGGCAACCACUCCGAAACAGAACCACCGCGACCAAUCUCAAACAUUGCUGAUGCCAACACGAAGCUCCAGACGUUGACAAUCACAUCCGAACAUUCCGGUCUUGGUAGACUGGCAGCUAUGACGGGAGAAAGAACGGCGAUCAAGCUUGCAGGUGAGUUCCUGCGACGGAAAGACGUUGCCUUACGUCUCACACGGCCUGCUUCGCACCAGAUGUUUGUUCCGCCUUAUCUAUAUGGUGAAGAGCCUGUCGCCGAUGUGCUGAUCUACGAGAACAACGACGUUGGCUUUCGCGAGGAGGGCGGGCAUAUUGGAAUAGUCGAUCACGAUAGCGAUAGUGACUGGACUGAUGAUACCGACCGCAUGGGAUACGUUGACGAGGAGGAUUGGGAUGACAAUGAGGACGAUCGGGAUGACGACCGGGAAGACGAGAUGAACUGGGGUACGCAGACGUGA